AUGGCUGACAUUAAGCCCCCUUUCACGGAGGAUUCGGCGCGGAAGAAGGUCAAGGCUGCGCAGAACCUAUGGAACACCAUGGAUCCCGUGCGAGUUGCGCAGGCUUAUACGCCCACGUGUAUUUGGCGCAAUCGGACUGCAUUCUUCUCCGGAACAGAAGGCAUCAUUGACUUCUUAACAGCCAAAUGGAAGCGCGAAAAAAACUACAAGCUGCGCAAGGAACUCUUUUCCUUCACCGAUAACCGCAUCGCAGUGCAAUUUUGGUACGAAUACCAAGACGUUGAAGAUGGUCUGCGUUGGAAGCGGUGCUAUGGACUCGAAGACUGGACUUUUGAUCGAGAGACAGGGAAGAUGUGUAAGAGAAUGAUGAGUGGGAACGACGUACUUGUCGGAUUGGAUGGGAAUGGAGAGGGAAGAUGGUUUGUGGAAGGGGUUGAUCCUGAAGAAGUGAAGAUUGGAGAGGAGCAUUGGUGA
This is a messenger RNA of Aspergillus ibericus CBS 121593, 474 nucleotides long. Its product is annotated as nuclear transport factor 2 family protein. The record is from RefSeq and is a predicted model, not a curated record. The coding region runs from base 1 to 474 and encodes 157 amino acids. Lineage: Eukaryota; Fungi; Ascomycota; Eurotiomycetes; Eurotiales; Aspergillaceae. The transcript has 2 exons.